CGAGCCUAGGAGCACAAAGGUAACCCCGUUCAAGUUGCUAACAGGUGUGGACAUGCGUGUAGUUGACAUUGCAGAACUCAAAGAACAGGUGCAGCAGUCUUUGAUAGAAGAGUUGGACGAAGAGCGUGAACAGAUACGCAAACAAGCCAGGGACAACAUUCAAGCUUUACAGGAGGAGAACAGAAGAGCUUUUGAUUCAAAAAGGAAAGAGGAAAAGCAAUACAAAGUCAAUGACUUAGUUGCGAUUAAACGUACUCAGUAUGGGGUGGGUUUAAAGUUGAAAGGAAAGUGUCUUGGUCCCUAUAAGGUCGUCAAAGUUCACAAGCAUGGCAGGUAUGAUGUGGAGAAAGUGGGAGAUAGCGAAGGACCUUUGAAAACUUCCACAGUAUCUGAGUUUAUGAAGGAGUUCGGGACGAACACCACGUCAGGAGGGCCGAAUGUAGGAAUUAGGAAUAAACCAGAAGAGCAAGAACAGAGAAACACACGGAGUGGACGUCAGUUCUGACAACACAGAGAGAGAUCGCUAAUGUAUGCGUGCGUUUAACAGAUCAAGAGAGAAAAACUCUAAUAAAGUCAGUUGAUGCCGAAAUCUCACGCUAAGCAGUCCACAGAGACACACUCCACUUUGUAAACUCGUUAAAGUUUAAAACACCACACAACACUCAGUUUGUAAUUAACUCAAAUAUAUAAUAAUAAAUAAAGCAUUAAAAUAAUAAAA
This is a messenger RNA of Drosophila elegans, 718 nucleotides long. RefSeq lists its product as uncharacterized. The transcript has 2 exons. Lineage: Eukaryota; Metazoa; Arthropoda; Insecta; Diptera; Drosophilidae. The record is from RefSeq and is a predicted model, not a curated record. Bases 53 to 505 code for a protein of 150 amino acids.